This is a messenger RNA of Macroventuria anomochaeta, 5081 nucleotides long. RefSeq lists its product as uncharacterized. Gene Ontology annotation, biological process: transcription initiation at RNA polymerase II promoter. The coding region runs from base 348 to 4976 and encodes 1542 amino acids. The transcript has 2 exons. Gene Ontology annotation, cellular component: transcription factor TFIID complex. Gene Ontology annotation, molecular function: transcription cis-regulatory region binding; chromatin binding; RNA polymerase II general transcription initiation factor activity. Lineage: Eukaryota; Fungi; Ascomycota; Dothideomycetes; Pleosporales; Didymellaceae. The record is from RefSeq and is a predicted model, not a curated record.
AAUGCGGGGUGUAGCAAAAAAGGUACCCGGCGCGCUCCGAAAGAGGUAUUUCGAGCAUUAGCUCUCCAGUCCGAGCAAGUGAGCCCAGGAGUCUACUUAUUUGGAUACAUAUUCGACUAAUACUUACUGGCUCAGAUGUUUGCGAGAGUGUCUGUAUCGCGUGAGCAAGUGAAAGUGACGUCGUGUGAAGGAGACAAGUCACGCUAAAACUCCCGCGGAAGGCCCGAGCGUCAGUUCGUGGUUGAACAACGCGCCUGCCUUCGAGCUCCACCCAGCAACCACUGCCGCGCUCGACAAAUACACACGACCGCGCAACCUCGGGAGCAGGAUCGCCUGCGUCGCCUACCAUGGCGCCCAUCGAGACGCCCGACAUACCGGACGAUGCCUCGACGGGCGACACAUUCACCGUGCUGAAGCAGUCGCUGGAGCUCGAUAUCAGCUUCUGCCCGCGCCGCGUGACGGGAAAGACAGUACUCGACAUCCAACCCAAGAAGUCGCAGCUGCGUGAGAUCGUCCUCAACUGCCGGCAGCUCAAGCCGACGCGCAUCCGGAUCGACGAACAGACGGCAGGCUACAGCUACUCGAACCUGCACCAGCGCCUCACACUGUACCCCGGCACCGGCCUCGAGCAGUAUCACUUCGCAAGGGACCGGAUAGCACGUCACGUGGAUCCUAGUUCAUCAGCGGACGAGCUGGUCGUCUUCGUGCCUGACAAGGUCAAGACACGGGAGGUGCGACCAGAAGAGGUGGGCGAGCUGGAAAGUGCACAGGGCGUCUUCUAUGCGCCGUUGAGGCUGGAGAUUCACUACGUAAUGGACGACUUCCGCGAUGCACUCCACUUCGUCGGUGUCCGGGAUGGAGACGGACGAUACCCCCACGCCUUCACACGAAACUCACCCUUCCCCGGAAUGGCCUCGUGCCUGUUUCCCUGCAUAGAUGACAGCACACGCAAAUGCCUCUUCGACGUCGCUAUUCGAUACCCGCGAACACUCGGCGAUGCGCUCAGCAAAGCAACAGCGCCAGUACUGGCAGGCGCAGAUGGACAGGCCCUGGCAAGUGGGGCAGACAAGGCGGACAGCGUCAUGACGGAUGUGGACGACGAAUUGGCCGACCUUUCUGCUGAGGAGAGGGCUAUGGAGAUGCAAGUCAUCUGUUCAGGCGCUCUGACAGACGACAUCGUGGAUCAAGCCGAUGCAUCCCGUAAAACAGCAAGCUUCACCUGCGAUACUCCUGUUCUGCCACAGCACAUUGGCUUCGUCAUCGGUCCUUUCGAACAUGUCGACCUCUCCGAAUACCGCGAUACCGCCGACGACGAACGUCUGGGAUCCAACGCCGUCAAGGUACACGCUUUUUGCUUGCCAGGAAAGGAGGAUGAGGUCCGGAACAGUGCUAUGAUGCUUGCGCGCGCUCUUGAUAGUUUCACGGAACGCUUUCAGAGUUAUGCGUUUGGCAAUGCUUACAAAUUGGCUUUCGUGGAUGAUCUGGACUGCGACACUGCUCAUACUGCAUCAUUCUCGAUCUGUAGCACCCGUCUACUCUUCCCAGAGACAGUAUGGGAGCCGCUCGAGCACACGACGAGGGUUCUGGUGCACGCUGUGGCUAGUCAGUGGAUUGGAGUUGACGUCGUUGCUUACAGUCCCUACGAUUACUGGAUAAUUGUUGGUGGUUCCUGGUUCAUGGCUGAGCUGUAUCUUCGCGAGCUCUUUGGCCGAAACGAUUGGCGCUUCCGGCAGAAACAGAUGGUGGAUAAGAUCAUUGCAAUGGACCAUGAGCGACCCAGUCUAAUUGAGCUCGGACCCCUCUUGCAGCUCCAUCCUGCUGAACAGCAAUUCAUGGAAAUCAAGGCACUACUAGUGCUCUCCGUUCUACACAACCGUCUCGUCAAACAGAGCGGAAAAAAUGGUGUCGACAGGUGUCUGUACCGCAUGUUGUUCAACGCUCGACAGGGCAAGUACGACAACGGUGCAAUCGCUACCGAUGACUUCCUCGACAUUUGUGAGAAGGUCGGUCAUCAGAAGCUUGAAACCUUCUUCAAGCAGUGGAUCGAGGGCUCUGGCUUCCCGACGUUUACCUGUGAUCAGCAGUUCAACAAGAAGAAGCAAGUGGUCGUGCUCACCAUCCAACAAGAACAAAAUGUUCUGGCUGUCGGAAGCACCCUCUCUUCUGAUGAGUUUGUGCGCAAGACUAAGGAGAGCAUGCACAACUUGGCGCCAACACAGAACUGGCCGGUGUUUCUGGGACCCAUGACCAUCCGGAUACACGAAGCCGACGGUACACCAUACGAGCAUAUUGUGGAGAUCAAUGCAUCGAAGGUCAAAGUGGAGAUCCCAUACAAUACCAAGUACAAGCGACUUAAAAGAAACCGACUCAACAAAGAGCGAAUGGCUGCCGCUGCCGGCUUAGAUGCUUCAGGCGACGCACAAGAGGAUGUUACAUUCUACAUGCUGGGUGAUGUGUUUGCAUCGCCUGAAGAGCAAGAAGAGUGGAAACUCGGCGAUUGGCCCGCUGAGGUCGAGCGUCAACAGGAGGGUGAAGCCUACGAGUGGAUUCGCAUUGACGCAGAUUUUGAGUGGAUCUGUAAGGCCAAGGUUCAAAUGCCGAGCUAUAUGUAUAUCUCGCAGCUGCAACAGGACAAGGACGUUGUUGCACAGGCUGAGUCCAUACAAUUUCUCGCCACAAAAGAAGACAAGCUUAUAUCGACAUUCCUCGUCAAGACCCUCAUGGAUGCUCGAUACUUCCACGGUAUACGGACCAUGGCUGCUGAUGUUCUGGCGCAGAGUGCCAAACAAAGUUUGGACUGGAUCGGUCUCUUCCACCUAAAGAAAGCUUUCCAGGACCUCUUUUGCUUGCCUGGCUCGCCUAUGACAAGGUCGAACGACUUCUCUGACCGAAGCUUGUACCUGAUACAAUGUGCUAUCCCCAAAGCUAUCGCCAGAAUCAAGGGCGAAAAUGGCAAAGCACCCAUGGAGGCGAAACGUUUCCUGCUCGAUCUCAUGCGAUACAACGACAAUCGCGGGAACGAUUACAGCGAUGAUCACUACAUUUCGACACUUAUGAGGUGUCUAGCCGAAUGCCUCGUCAGCGUCCCAUCCAGUGUCGUGACCGAUUUUGACUUUCGCGUACAAGCAGAAGAAUUCGACUUCACCAAAAAAGCGAUUGAGGAGCUUACGCGGCAUCAACGGCUGGACGAAUGGAUCCCAACCUUCCAGAAUAUAUACACAACUACCGGUCUUGAUUGCACACUGAAGCUGGUUGUGAACCGGGUCAUGCCUUUCAAGCCUUCAGAAUUCUCGCAGUACGCUCAGCUUGGCAACGCGGAUAACGUUCGACUGAAAGCCUGGGAAUGCCUUGUCCGACUGGGUAUGAUACGGAAGGACAGCAUGCUGAGGUUCUUGAUGCAUGACAUUCGAUCAGACCCUUCGCCCUACUUCAGGAAACAGCUACUUCUCAUUCUCGACAUCGCUGUUGGGCAGAUUGCGACUGGAGAAUUCUUUACGCCGAAUAAGACUCAAGAGGCUGCAGGUGGCCUGAUCAUCGAUCAAGAAGCUGACAACUCAGCUCGCGCAUCAAGUCUCGCACGCCAGUCGCUGGCAGGAGCACUCAAAGGAUUGAAGCAGGAUCUGGUUAACAACCAGACUCUGCGACUGGUGCUUGAGGAGGCUCUGAACUCGAGAACCCUUUCUCUCAGUGAUAUGACCCAACUCUUGGACUUCUGUGACAUGAUCUUCCGGGAUCGUAGGAAGAACGCCUUGCCUGUAAAGCUUCGCUUCCCACGCUACUGGAAAGUCAAGCAUCUUGGUCAAGCGAAGCUGCAUUUUGCGCAAACUGACAAGUACCGUACGAAGCCGUUACACCCGCUGGUGAAGGAAGCUCCGCCAGCACCUGCACCCGCACUAGCGCCAGCGCCAGCGCCGGCACCAACACCAACACCAACACCAACACCAGCACCAGCACCAGCACCAGUGGUGCUACCUCGGGAAAUGGCUGUGCAGCCACAGCCUGCACCUGUCGUACCGCUGAAGGUCGCUCCGCCGAGUGUCAUUGCGCCGCCAAAGCCCAAGCUGUCACUCAAGUUCGGCAAGUCGAACACAUCUGGAGGUGCAUCAUCUCCUUCGCUGUCAGCCUUGUCAAGGACACAGCCUACAUUCUCUCCACCCAUCAAGCACGCUUCGCCUGCUCCAAUGUCGGCGCCAGCUUCGCGGAAGGCAUCACCAGCACCACAGCCGACGGUGGCUAAACAGGAAUCGCCUGUAUUGCCACGAAAACCUUCCAGCCCGCCUGCGGUAUCACCACCAAAGAAAGUCCCAACGCCGGCUCCUGUCGCGAAGACGCCUGUCGCGAAGACGCCUGUCGCGAAGACGCCUGUCGCGAAGACGCCCGUCCCGCUUCCGACCGCUUCGCCAGCACCAGCAGCUGUUACGCCAGCGCCAGCGCCUGUGCCACCGCGUCCGAAACCUGCGCCAGUUAACAUCCCGAAAGUCAUUUCGGCGCCAUCGCCCAUACACUCCCCGAUUCCCUCGUCGGGCCCCAAGAUCAAGAUCAGGACUAAGACUGUUCCCGGUUCUUCGGCACCUAACUCCCGCCCUUCAACUCCAGCACCAUCUCGACCGAGUGUGCCGCCACCGCGACCCAGCGCUGCUCCCGCUCCUCCACCAAGACCUGCAGCUUCUACCCCUGCGCCACGAUCCACGCCUGUGCCUGCUAAACAAAGCCAGUCGAAACCUAAGAGGAGCAAGAUUGUUAAGCUCAAGUUGCCCUCGGAUGUGCUUGCACGGUUUAAGAACGGCAGCAGCAAGAAGAGGAAGUUGCCCGCUGGUGGUGAGGAUAGGCCGUUCAAGAGGCAAAGUGUUGAGCCUAACGGGUUAAUCAACGGAGCUGCUAACAGUGGCUUGGUGAAGGUCGAAAGGUCGGGUGGUGAGAAGCCGAAACUGAUCGUUCGGAUGAAGGUUGAUAGGUUCAAGUUGCCGCGUUCGUGAGGGUUUCAUCGUGGUAUUCAAAGCGUACAUUAAGGAGGAUAGCAAAGAAAGCAUGCAUUUACUGGAGUUCAUGGGAUGAGACUCAGUCUUCGAGUCUGCAAAAUG